Messenger RNA from Juglans microcarpa x Juglans regia, 1134 nucleotides. Its product is annotated as 60S ribosomal protein L8-3. Gene Ontology annotation, cellular component: cytosolic large ribosomal subunit; ribosome. NCBI's taxonomy places the organism in Eukaryota, Viridiplantae, Streptophyta, Magnoliopsida, Fagales, Juglandaceae. Bases 153 to 935 code for a protein of 260 amino acids. Gene Ontology annotation, molecular function: RNA binding; structural constituent of ribosome. Gene Ontology annotation, biological process: cytoplasmic translation. The record is from RefSeq and is a predicted model, not a curated record. The transcript has 2 exons.
AACCCUGCAGAUCAACACCUCCCACAACGACGCCGUCUUACUCGACAAACACACCUACAUAUUCGACCCCAAACCCUAAUCCUCUUUUUCUAUCCCCCUUCCCAUUCCCCCGCCGCGAUACCAGAGCUUGGCUAUCUCCAAUCCUACCCACCAUGGGUCGCGUCAUCCGAGCUCAGCGUAAGGGUGCCGGAUCAGUCUUCAAGUCUCACACCCACCACCGGAAGGGUCCGGCCCGCUUCCGCAGCCUCGACUUCGGCGAGCGUAACGGCUACCUCAAGGGCGUCGUCACCGAGAUCAUUCACGAUCCCGGUAGAGGUGCUCCGCUCGCUCGUGUCACCUUCCGCCACCCUUUCCGCUACAAGAAGCAGAACGAGCUUUUCGUAGCCGCGGAGGGCAUUUACACCGGUCAGUUCAUAUACUGCGGCAAGAAGGCCAAUCUUAUGGUAGGUAAUGUCUUGCCUCUCAGAUCUAUCCCCGAAGGAGCUGUGGUCUGCAACGUUGAGCACCACGUCGGCGAUCGUGGUGUCUUCGCUAGGGCUUCUGGGGACUACGCUAUUGUUAUCAGUCAUAACCCAGAUAAUGACACCACCAGGGUCAAACUCCCAUCUGGUGCUAAGAAGAUUGUACCCAGUGGUUGCCGAGCAAUGGUUGGACAGGUUGCAGGUGGAGGGAGAACAGAGAAGCCCCUUCUCAAGGCUGGUAAUGCAUACCACAAGUUCAGAGUAAAGAGAAACUGCUGGCCCAAGGUUCGUGGUGUGGCAAUGAACCCAGUUGAGCAUCCUCAUGGAGGAGGUAACCACCAGCAUAUUGGACAUGCAAGUACUGUCAGGCGUGAUGCUCCUCCAGGUCAAAAGGUUGGGCUUAUCGCCGCAAGGAGGACCGGUCGGCUCAGAGGACAGGCUGCCGCCACUGCAUCCAAGUCUGAUAAGGCUUAAAAAAGUUUGUCUGAUUAGAGUACUUGAAGGAGUAUAACAUUUUAGUGGUGUUGAUUUUGAGAUCUUUUUGCAUCGUCCAUUCAUAGAUAAAUUGUCUGAGACUAGUUGGUGAACUUUGUUUCUGCAAUUUUGUUUGUAUUGUCCGAAUCUUUUAUUUAUGGUGUUUGGUUUUUGCACUUAUUGAAAUGAUUCCAAAGAA